AUGUACUGUCUACUCUGCAGACUUCACCAGGCAAAGGGCAAGCACAAUAAGAGUGCAUCAUGUGGAAUGGAACCCGCUGUACGUUUCCAGACCUCAGCACUUGUGGAGCACUGCAGUGGACAGAAACAUCAAGAUUCCAUUGCAGCAAUGUUAAAGAGGACCUCGAUUUUUCAAGAAAAACUUGACGAGCGUAACCUCCACAGGCAUGAAAUUCUGUAUAGCGCUUUCAUGUCAUUGUACUGGCAGGUUCAGCAUGGCAUUGCUUACCAAAACUUCCCCUCCAUGUUGAAGAUGAUGCGGACGAUAGGACUGGAAAAGCUGGAGCAUUUCCAACAUGAAUCAUUGUGGUCAGUAAGAGGAAUCCUCACGACGAUGUGCAGGGUAAUAAAGGAAAAGAUCACAAAAGCUGCUAACGAAGCGAAGUUUUAUGGCCUCAUGGUGGACAAUGUUACUGACAUUCAAGUGAAAGAACAAAACAUCAUUUUCAUCCAGUAUGUGGAAAAUGCAAAUGUGCAAAUCCGCUUUUUAGCUGUCAAAGAUCUUAUGGAGGAUGCUGCGUCACCGAACGCCAAAACCAUCACUGACAACAUUAAAGAAGAACUGGCUAAGGAUGACCUUGACGUUCAAAAAUUCCUGAGUUUGGCGUCUGACGGAGCUUCAGUAAUGGUUGGCAAGAAUGAUGGCGUAGCAGCACUGCUCAAAACGGAGAACCCAAGACUGGUCAACGUUCACUGUAUCUGCCACAGACUGGCAUUAGCUUGUGGGGACUCCAACAACGAGGUGAAGUACAUGCUAACCAUAGAACGCCUACUGGUUCAGCUGUACAAGUGGCUCGAAAACUCCUGUGUGAAGACGGCAGGGUAUCUUAAGAUGCAAUUAAGACUUUGA
Pocillopora verrucosa is the source of this 888-nucleotide messenger RNA. RefSeq names its product E3 SUMO-protein ligase KIAA1586-like. NCBI's taxonomy places the organism in Eukaryota, Metazoa, Cnidaria, Anthozoa, Scleractinia, Pocilloporidae. The record is from RefSeq and is a predicted model, not a curated record.